Molecule: messenger RNA, 2809 nt
Organism: Dromiciops gliroides (monito del monte)
Lineage: Eukaryota; Metazoa; Chordata; Mammalia; Microbiotheria; Microbiotheriidae
Gene: PRR11
Product: proline rich 11
Exons: 10
Coding region: 76-1221 (381 amino acids)
Cellular component (GO): nucleus; cytoplasm
Source: RefSeq, a predicted model, not a curated record
AUUCUCCUAGAUGCUGCAGGCACAGAGGACAUUGCCCAGACUCUUUUUACCUCCCGGGGCUCUUAUACUAAAAAAAUGACCAAGCACAAGUACCGGAGAAGAAGGAAGUUGAGAGUUAGAGCCAAAAUGUUAUUCAAAAAAAGAAAAGCUAAUCCCUCUGAGUCUAUUCCAUCUAUUCUUCCUCCUUCCCCUCCUUCAUCUACAACUCUACCUCCACGUGAAAGGAUGAUAGAUGCCCCUCCCACAAACACAGGUUGUGGCCCAAACUGGCCAACAUUAGCCUGGAGCAUCACAUUUUCCAGCAUAAAAAAUCCAAUGAAAUUCCUAGCAAAGAAGGUGUGGUCUUUCUAUUCGUGUUGCCAGAGCAGGAUUACAAAGAAUUUAGAGAUGUUGAAAGACCAUCUAUUUCCAUCCCGUAUCUACUUCCGGGAACUGCUCCUGAUCAGACAGCAGGUUGACAAGCUGGAAAAUGAAUUCUCCAAGCUCCAGGAAGCACUGAAGAUCUCUCAGACCCCUGCCUCAGAGCAUUCAUCUUGCCUGGAUUGGCAUAAAACAUGUCACCUGAGGGCUCAACUGCCAGAGGACAUUGCUCAAACCCAAACCACUAUUAGAGAAUCAGUAUCUGUACUUCCGUCUGUGACACUGCAGCCUGUGGUUCUUCCUCCUCCUCCUCCUCCUCCUCCUCCUCCUCCUCCACCACCACCUCCACCUCCACCUCUGCCUCUGCCACUCCGCUCGGCACCUUUGUUGCUCAAAAAAUCUGAUCGUAACAAAACGCUUCAGGCUGCACCAUUAAAACAAGAUGUGCCCAUGCAUAUAACUGUUAAAGAUCUGCUCACUGUGAAGUUAAAGAAGACACAGAGUUCUAUUAAUAGCAGUAAGAGUCUGUCAUCACUGAAGGAACGAAAACCACUGGUUACAGUCUCUGAUCUUCAAAGUAUCUCCCUGAAACCUCAGUCCAAAUUUCCAUCAACUCAUGUCACAAAUGUGAUCAUCACUCCCAGCAAAGGCCAAAUGGAUCUAAGAAGACUUCUUAGGAAAGUUGACAUAGAUAGGAGCCCAGGAGGAACCCCUCUUAUCAAUAAAGAAAAUAUGGAAAAUGGAACAGGAUUGACCCCAAUCAUGACCAAGGCCUUAAAGAGAAAGUUUCAGCUAGCUCAUCCAAAGAGCCCAUCCCAAGCUCCAUUACGUUCUGCAAACAGCUUUGAUGAGCAAAAUUGAUCUCAAUGAUGGAUAAUGUUGAAGAUGAAUAUUAAAUAGAUGUGAUCAAAUAAUCAUUUUGAAGGAUUCCAGAAACUCAUAAUUCAUCUACUGUGUAUCUACACAGCAAAAAGUAUAAAUCCAAAUGUUGUCCACUUGUUUUAAUUGGUAAACAUGUCCAAAUAAGAUAUUGGUUGUCUAGAUGAUCAAGCUUAACUAAAUAUCUGUCACAUCCUUUCUCUAAUCUGGCAUGAUAGGUUAUUUUGAGUGAGUGACUUGGAUGCCAUUCAUUUGAAGAAUAGUCAUUUGUAAUUGGGACCUUUGCCACCCAACAAAUAAAUAGAUAAUAAGGUUUGCAGCCCUACCUAUCUGUAUUCAAACAAGUAAGAAAUGGGGGCCUGAUGGCCUUAAAAUGUAGAGAACACACUUUCCACUAUCUUUUGUGGCCAUUUCUAGCUCACCAUCAUGCCCUCGCAGUCUCUUUUCAUAUUCCAUAUUCAAGAAGCCAAAGUUAACUUUCACUGAUGGUGCUAAUAGGGACCAUGCUUCUUCUGCUGUGCUUCCACUCAAGGGCUGCAUGAGAUCUAUAGCUGGCUCUAGACACAAGGUGCUCUUUCCUCUGCUUCUAACUAUAGAGCAGAAGGAGCUGUUAUUAAGCCAAAACCAGGUCUGGGGCUAUUUAAGAAAUUCAUCUGCUACCCUAAGAAUGAGGACAGCAGUCAAUGAAUCAAUGAGGACCAGGGGGGUAGGAACCACAGCGUUACAAAACCUCAGUAAGCUUACUGUCUUUCUGGGAAAAGCUGAAAUGUGAGACAAAUAUAGGAUGCUUGGAAAGUUCCUAAGCCAAAAAUCUAGUUUAGGGAGUUUCCUAAAAUAUCUAGUAAUAUUCAAACCUUGGUCAAAGUACAAUGGCCCUAGAAAAUCCCCAUAUGAGCUCUGAGGCUGUCUAUUUAACCUAGGCCCUUUCUAGACAAUCAUAUUUUUGAGAUACACAUGCAGGUGUCUUAAAACUCACAAUGGAUAAAUACAGAAGUGACAGUAAGACACGUGUAAAAAACGAAAUGUAGAUUAAAAAAACAAAACCCAUUGGCUACUCUGGUAAAAGUCAAGAACUAAGGGAAUGCUCAUAGAGAAAACAGUUCAUUUCUUAUUGCAAAAUGGUGUUUAACAAGGCAUAAAUGAAGUUUACGAUAGCUCUACUAUGUACUGUAUUCAUUUUACAGAUAACUUGAUAAUUCACAAAGGAUGAAUACUGUUGUACCUCUUUAGUUACCAAACAAAUGAACAAAUUCUAUCAUAGGUAUUCAGAGGGAAGGUUCUAUAUGCAUCUGAUAACUAUAUAAGUGUAUGCAAAUACAUAGAUUUAUAAAGCUGCUACUGCCAUCAUACCAGUAUUAAGAUAUAUUACAUACUCCCCAGGUUUACUUUUCAGCCUUUACUAAACACUUAUCACAGCUUGCUUUGUAUUUUUCAUAAUUCUGUAAACCUAGGGUUCCUUAAAACCACUGUGUACUGUAUGUCUUGUUAUUAAGAUUGAGUGAUAAUAAAAUCAGCCCAACAAUCCUGGGGCCACUUAGCUGUGUUUUAACAAUAAAAAUUUUAUUAUAAA